Cyprinodon variegatus (sheepshead minnow) is the source of this 2687-nucleotide messenger RNA. Its product is annotated as zinc finger protein 684-like. The record is from RefSeq and is a predicted model, not a curated record. The transcript has 7 exons. Lineage: Eukaryota; Metazoa; Chordata; Actinopteri; Cyprinodontiformes; Cyprinodontidae. Gene Ontology annotation, biological process: regulation of transcription by RNA polymerase II. Bases 784 to 2550 code for a protein of 588 amino acids. Gene Ontology annotation, molecular function: RNA polymerase II cis-regulatory region sequence-specific DNA binding; DNA-binding transcription factor activity.
AAUAACUGUAAUCUGUUCUAUUAAGAUUUUUAUCUCGAAUCUAUUGUAUUAGUCUCUCAUGUAGCUAUAGUAUUUUUGGCUCAUUUCCCUUUUUUCUUUUCUUUUUGUCAUUACACUGUCACAUGUACCGAGCAACGAAAUGAACCCUCUGCAUUUAACCCAUCCCCUUCAGCUAGCCAGCCGCUAGCUCAAGUGGUAUCUAAGCACUCAUAUCAAAUAAGAAUUAUUAGAUAUAUUGCUUCAUUUCAGCAAAGCAUUUAGAUGUUUAAAAAUGGCCUCACAUCUGACUCUCCUGAGCUUUACAGCUCAGAGUUUGCCUAUUCUCCUUAUGCAUGAAGGUUUUUACUCUGGGUACCUUGAUUUCUUCUUACUGUUUUAUAUACUGUCUCUAAAAUGAUCCCCACCCAGUAUGGGUUUGUGUUUUAUGGUGUGUUUUUUUUGUUGUUACCCUGUUAUUGACUGGCUAACUUGUUCCCCUUCUCUUGCUAAUUGAGGACUGGAGAUGGGAAGGGUACCUAAAAUUAAUUGGCUUGUAUAGCUGAGGACUAGAUUAUUUUCAUAUUUCUUCCCAUAUGUCAUGAACUUUGUCUGCAACCUAAAUUGUUGUGGUAUUUGUGGAUUCAUAAACAUAAGAGAACCCCUCCAGUGCCUCUCCAGUUUAAACAGUUCUAAACUGAUCCAAAGCAGGUCAGCCAAUCACGUUGCAGUAUUACGAUUUAAGAUGGGACACAUAGCUGUGAUGAAGGCAACAACUUCCGAGCUCACAGCCCAAUCAAAAUAAACAUGGCAGUGCAGGACGACGCAGGCGUAGCUGCUGCUAUCACUUUUUUUUUGUCAGAAUCCAUGAUUUCAUCUUUAAAAGAGGAACGGCAGGAGUACAAAACUUUUGUUCUGGAGCUUUGUCGGGGCAACGGUGUUGCCAACCUCAAGACCAUCCAAGGACACCUGGAUAAAAUACACACCUGCUGCCUGGAACUGAGCAACAGUGAACAAAUGGAGAGCUCUGAUAUUCUGAAGACCUCCUACAGCAACUUUGCAAGCCUGGUGCAGAACAUUUUGAAUGUUCCCUUGGAAAAGGAAGUUUUCUUCCAAGAUGUUUUUCCUGAACACUAUGGAGCUGCAUUCAACCAGCGGAUCCAACAACUUGUAUCUUUACUUCUCACAAGGCUAGAGCAGCUGCUGCCCAUACCAGACCUGCAGCAGACUGCAAACUGGCUCAAUGAUUCAUCUGCAGCAGAAGACCUUGUGCAUCAUCUGUCUGAACUGUUCCCUCUGAAGACUCUGCUGCUUCAUCACAGAGAGCUGGGGACUCUCAGCUCAGCUUCUUCGAGCACAGAAGAGGAUGUAAUUUUAUCCACCUUGGCCCUUUCUACUCAAACUGAUCAAUUUAGCGAAGAGGAUGAAGAUGAGGACGAUGAUGAUAAAUUUGAGAGCGAUGAAGAGCCGCUGGAGCUGGAUGAUAUGGAGGAAGACUCAAAUCAGAGUUUAGAUGAUGCAUCGGAAGACUGGGUUCCAGAAACUAAAUCAGGUUCUCUCUCUCGUUUAUUCAUCUGUACCAAGAGUCCAGAAACACAGCAUUUACAGAGGCCAGUUCGAAAGACCAACCAGCGCACGCAGCACUGGACUGUUCCUCUUGACUCCACCAAAGCAGAGAAAAAGGUAAACAAAAAUCUUAAAAUUAAGGAAAUGAAGAUUAAAAACAAGAAACCAGAAGAAAACUUAAUUCAACAAAAAGGCAAGCAGAAAGACAGUGUUGACAAAAAGGGGGAACAUGACCAGGAGAAAGAUGGGUUGAAAAACAAAAGUCGACGGAAAAGGAAAGAGCCGACUGGCAAUGAUAGAAGGUUUCUUAGUACGCGACCUGUAAACAAAAGCUUCACAGAAGAGGAAACUAAAUGCAAAAUAUGCGAGAAGAUAUUUGAGCAUCCUAAUCAGCUGAAGACACAUGUGAAACUUCACUCCUUCCGUUAUAGCUGCAUUGAGUGUGAGAAAGGAUUUACAAGCCAGUCAGGAUAUUAUCACCAUCAGAGACUUCACAAGAAAGGGCGAGUGUUCACGUGUAAGGAGUGCAACAAGGGCUUCUUGUGCAGCUAUUCUCUCAAGCAGCACGAACGCCUGCACAACGGUCCCACCAACUUUUGUGAAAUUUGUGAAAAAAACUUCAGCAAAAAUGGCUUUGUAAGACAUAUGCAGAUGCACAAAGGAGAAAGGAAUUAUCUGUGCACCAUCUGUGGAAAGGCUUUUCUGUCCUCCGGAGAACUGCGACUGCACAAUCGCUCUCACACAGGAGAGAUGCCAUACACCUGCAACCACUGCGGGAAGGGUUUCUCCUGCAAGGGUCACCUGGUCGUCCACACACGCUCUCACACUGGGGAGCGUCCAUACCUGUGCUCCGAGUGCCCUAAACGUUUCCUUACUCUGAACUGCCUGAAGAGGCACGCUCUCAGUCACAAUGGGGUGAAGCCCUUCAAGUGUCCAAGUUGUGACCGGGAAUUCUCUCAGCAGGGGAAUAUGAAAAGACACAUGACCAUUCAUAAACCUGACUGUUAGCAGUUUGACUUAAACCUCCAUAUUUUCCCUCCAUGUUAUGUUGAGUAUGUUAGUAAUGACGUUAUCUAUGCCUUCUUUAUUGUAAAUACUAUUAAAGUACAUUCACUAAAUUUCGUUUUUGUUUAUUUUGCUGCGUC